Molecule: messenger RNA, 5935 nt
Organism: Centropristis striata (black sea bass)
Lineage: Eukaryota; Metazoa; Chordata; Actinopteri; Perciformes; Serranidae
Gene: mcf2a
Product: MCF.2 cell line derived transforming sequence a
Exons: 30
Coding region: 357-3698 (1113 amino acids)
Biological process (GO): intracellular signal transduction; dendrite development
Cellular component (GO): cytoplasm
Molecular function (GO): protein binding; guanyl-nucleotide exchange factor activity
Source: RefSeq, a predicted model, not a curated record
UGCCUGAACUGGUGUGUGUGUGUGUGUGUAUGAGGGGGGAAAGCUUAUUACACCCAGCCUGGACAGCAACAGGACAGCAAACCACUGUUUCUGCUUAUUUGGGUAGGUCUUCUGUUGUAACUGCUGCUCAGUGUGGAGGCCCUCUAUGCAGCUCAAGGUCAGGAAGAUCCAGCAGCAGCCUCUGGGAACAGUCCCAUCUGGAUACUGGGACCCGCAGAGGCAGGUUGGCAUAAGUUUCCAUGACACUAUGCAGGGCUAUAGGACUCUGAAGAGGAUGUGAGGCCUGGACUGCUGUCAAUACCUCCCACGACAGCGUCUGCUCCCCCCAGCCUGAUCCUGUGCCGAAGGCGAAGGGAAUGGGCCCGGCCUCACUGCAGGAGGAGAGAGAGCCGGAGAAAGAGUCCAAGAGGGAGAUGGAGGGCUACCGCUGCCUUCUGCAGGCUGGCUCCGAGCUGGAGAGCAUUCUGCAGCAAGUGACUGUCCCUGUGAGCUUAAAGGAGGUGGGAGGCUACAUAGAGAAACAGGUGGCAUAUCUGUCAGGGGGCCGUGGGGAAGACUCCAGUGUCAUCAUCACCCUCCCAGAGUGCUCGGCUUUCAGCGACAUUCCAGAGGAAGCUUUAGCCAAAGUCUUUACAUACCUCACUCUCAUCCCUCGAACGAGGCAACCCGGAGUAAAAUUUAUCAUCAUAUUAGACCGAAGGCUGGAUACAUGGGCCUCUAUCAAAACUGCACUUGCCAGGAUUGCAGCCUCCUUCCCUGGGAACCUCCACCUGGUCUUGGUGCUCCGACCCACCAGCUUCUUCCACCGCACUGUUACUGAUAUAGGCUUUCGCUUCAGCCAAGAGGACUUCAUGCUCAAGAUGCCAGUGGUGAUGCUGAGCUCUGUCACAGACCUGCUGCGCUACAUUGAUGAGAACCAGCUGACUUCAGAGUUUGGAGGCACUUUGGACUAUUGUCACAGCGACUGGAUUGUUUUAAGAACAGCUAUUGAAAGUUUUGCUGUCACAGUCAAAGACAUUGCACAGAUGCUACAGGGCUUUGGCACCGAGCUGGCAGAGACGGAGCUGACUGAUGAGGGGAAGGCCAUCGAGCAUCUCCUUGAGUCUCACACUGACAAGUACAGGAAACUCAAGGAUGCAAUCAGGUCUGUGUCAAAGGAAGGUCGUCAUCUUCUCGCAAGCCUGGAGACCUCCGGAAAGGAGGACGACUCCCAGUGGGAUGUGAGGCUGGACUGGGAGACGGUACAGAGGCUUCUUGCUCAGCUCAGAGACAUGGAGUCAGCCUUCGAUGGCUUCUUUGAGAAGCAUCAUCUGAAGUUACAUCAGUACCUGCAGCUGCUCAGAUAUGAACAAAGCUUCCAGGAGAUGGAGUUGUGUCUGGAGCAUCUGACGGCUCAGGAGAGGGAGCUGUCUGUAUCUGUUGACACUCUGUCUCAAACGGAACAGGCUCUCAAGAGGUUGGACGGUCUGGAAUCAAAUGCACAGGAGGUGAUGUCUCGAGCUCAGAUCAUCAUCCUUCACGGUCACCAGCUCUCUGCCGGUCACCACUACGCCAUGGCUCUUAUUAUGCAGCGUUGCAACGAGCUUCGCCACUACUGUGAUACACUCAAUGCUGCUCUCAAGACCAAACACACCCGUCUUCUGCAAACACACCAGCUGCUGCUUUGUCUCGGACAGGCCCAAACGUGGUGUGAUGAUGGAGCGUAUCUGCUGGCCAAUCAGCUGGUAGAUAAGUACCAGUCCAAGGAGGGGGCCCAGGCUGCUCUGAGGGACAUUGACAGGUUCCUGGAGGGGGCGCCGUCUGUGCUGAGCUCAGGGCCCGACAUCGUGGCCAUCGAGUACGAGGCUGUCGUCACGCCUCAGCUGCAGGCCCAGAUAGGGAAAACGUUUGAUAAGCAUGUAGCAGUGCAGCAGAUGAUCCAGAGCCGACAGACUUCUCUACGGAAGCUGGCUGAUAAACAUGUGAGACCGAUCCAACUGGUGGCCCCCAGGCCUGAAAACCCACCUCGCUCCAAGUCCCCACUCUUCUCCCCGAAACAUGGUGAUGGUUUGAAGUUCACAUUCGACAUCUCUCUGCCCGGGAAGAGAGCCUCCCGAAAGAGCCCCAACCAGAGAAAAAUAGAGGUGAUCCACGACUACCAGGAGAGCCGGAGCUGCGUGUCCUACAGUCUGGAUGGGGAGGACAGCCCAGAUCUCUUGAAGCGGCAUGUGAUGAGGGAACUCAUAGAAACAGAGAGAAUAUAUGUGGAAGAGCUGCUGUCAGUUCUGCUGGGUUACAGGGCUGAGAUGGAUAACUCGGCUCUGUCAGGGCUCCUGCCUCCCAUCCUGCGGAGCAAGAGAGACAUCCUCUUUGGAAACAUGCCUGAGAUCUACAAUUUUCACAGCAGGGUUUUUCUCCAGGACCUGGAAGGAUGCCUGGAGGCUCCUGAAAGUGUGGGAGCUUGUUUUCUGGAGCGGAAAGAGAGUUUCCAAAUGUAUGAAUGCUACUGUCAGAAUAAGCCGCGCUCCGAGGCGCUAUGGAGACAAUUCUCUGACUGCAGCUUCUUUCAGGAGUGUCAAAAAAAGCUGGAGCACAAACUGGGUUUGGAUUCAUACCUGUUAAAACCAGUCCAACGCCUCACCAAAUACCAGCUGCUGCUUAAGGAGCUUCUGAAAUACAGUACAGAUUGCGAGGGGACUUCAGAACUGCAGGGGGCGCUAGCAGCAAUGCUGGACCUGCUCAAAUCAGUCAAUGACUCCAUGCAUCAGAUCGCCAUCACAGGAUACGAGGGAGACAUUUUUGAACUGGGCCGCGUGUUGAUGCAGGGAUCCUUCAGCGUGUGGAUCAGCCAUAAAAAGGGCCCCACACGCAUGAAGGAGAUGGCUCGCUUCAAGCCGAUGCAGAGGCACCUCUUCUUGUAUGAGAGAGCUUUGCUCUUCUGCAAGCGCAGGGAGGAGCACGGAGACGGCUGCGACAAGACCCCCUCGUACAGCUUCAAGCACUGUCUCAAGAUGACUGCUGUGGGGAUCACAGAGAACGUCAAGGGAGAUGUGAAGAAGUUUGAGAUCUGGUACAGUGGCAGGGAGGAAGUGUAUGUGGUUCAGGCUCCGACACUGGAGGUGAAGAUGGCCUGGCUCAAUGAGCUACGGAGAAUCCUGACCAACCAGCAGAAGCUGCUUAGAGAUGAAGCAUAUCAACAUGGCCAAAUGGUUGGACACAUGCAGCUCUCCCCUCCACUCUCUGAGAGCAAGCAGCAGAGGGCGUCAGUGAGCUCAGAGGACACAGAGUCGGGGAGGAGCAGUCCAGACCCCCAGCCUCACUCCCCUAGACACCAGCACAACCGCAGGAGUUGGCCCGGAGCUCACCACUCGGUAGACAUCUGCGAGGGUCUGGAGGAGUGGUCUGGAGGUCGGGACGCUUUCCACCCAUCUGACACAGAGGAGGAGUUUAUGGUGCAGCUGUCUCCAGGACGAUACAGGGCUUUGGCUGACUGUCUUCAAAAUGGGCCAGACAGCAUCACUAUCAAAUGUGGAGACGUCAUCCAACUGCAGUGUGAAGACAACAAGGGACGCUGGCUGGUGAAAAACCUGUGUCGGCGACAGGAGGGCUUCAUAGCAGCAGCCAGCCUGCAGCUGAUUCUUCUAGACAGCAGUCAAGGACACUCCUCCAGACUCGGGGACCCUGGGAACCUGAAGGUGAGGAAGCUCAGCUCCCCGUAGAGAAGAAAGCACAGAAUCUAAUAUUUACGUGUGGAUGAUGAGCGGACAGAAGGAACAGGUUGAGCCAUAGCUGUCUCAUAACUGACCAGCCACCCACUCCUCGCUCCCCGGUGAUGUCUUCUUUCUCUUGCACAGUUCAAUCAUUAAAAGGACAAAUAUGGGAAUCUGGAGACUGGAUUUUUCUCUCAAAAUGACUGACAAUCCACUGGGUUGGUGUUUUCUGACGGUGAAGUUGGGCUGUGGCACCAGCGCAAAGGCUCAGGAACUGUUUAGCUCUCUUGGACAAUCAGCAGCUGAUUAGGACCCGGAUUGUUUUUUUGUUUUCUUCCUUUUUUUUAAUCGGUAAGGAGGAUCUUCCAUCUGUAAUAAUUAUAACGUCAGGAUGUGAUGUCGCUGCUGCAGCAGUUGGUCAUUUCCCAAUCUGUGGACUGUGAAGCAUUUUUCAACCCUCCCUCAUUCCAGCUAGUAUUCCAGAUUCAAGUAUCUCCGAGUGUGUUUGUCUCCGUGUGUGCUGGAUGGAUGGUAGCCCAGGACUUGCCUGAAACAUUUCUUAAAGCAGAGACUUUUGUACAUAUACGGUAUCAUUUUUAACACAUAUUGGACCUCAGCAUUUCAUCUUUGUGUAGUUAGUUGUCCAUUGAAUUACAUCAUUGUAUUUUUCUUACAUUUCAUUCCUUAAAGGCACUGUAAAGUCUAUGAAUGCCAAAAUGUGCCAUGCCAUAAUGCCUUUUUUAUUCCUGCUCUUUUGGAGUCUCCUGUACUGUUUGCAAAAUCAAACACUCUGUUAUUGCUUUAACCUGACCUCACAAAUAUUCAACAGGCACUUUAAUAAGGUGGACAAAAAAAAUCCACCUACUGUCUACUGAAUGAGUGCUUUUCUUGCCGCUUUACCUCUCACUGUGUAUUUGCUCUUAUUCAUGCUGUUAUUUCCUUUGUUUAUUCUUGAAUGUAUGAUGUGUUAGAGAUGCGGGGGGAGAUAUACCCCCUGCAUGCAGACAGCAGUCGACAUGUCAGUGGUGGUAAUGUAAGACACGAGCGGACAUGAUGGAGAUGGAUGGCAGCGUAUUCCUGUGUGUGCUGCAGAGCACGACGUAGAGAAGGUAGAGCGAGGCAGAGUAGAAAACAGAGAGAGAGGGAGAUGAUGCUCCAUGUAGCUCUUCAUCACGGAGGCAGAUUGUUUCCUCCUCAGCAUUACAGCUCAGUUAAUCUUGGGUUCCCCAUUAAAAGGGAUCAUACAGCCAACAUGAAAUAUACCCUCUGUGUCGAACGCUUAAUUAAAUAUUGAUUGCAGACUUAUAUGAAUUUACCACAUCAAAUCGAGGCCUCAGUCGGAGGGCUGCCUUUGAUUCGCUGUGUUUGAUAUGGAAAUGAGUCUAGAAAGCAGCAGGGGCUGAUCCGCACUACACAUUUCCUAUGUUGUUAAUUUAUUUAUUUUGCUGUCAUGUUGUUCCUUCAUAUUGUGAGGUAUCUGUGCAGCUCUGAAUUAAAUAACAUCUCCAUAUAGUUACAGGAGCAACGUUUGUCUGCACAUAAAAUAAACAUUUUAAUUCCUUUUUAGCUUAUAUGACAAAAAACUUUUUUUUUUUUAAUGUAACUGUAAUCCAAAAUGCUGCAGAUUUUGCACAGAUUUUCCAGGUUGGAAAACAAAAAGAAAAACCUGCUUGAAAUUUUUCAGUAUCCUGAUGAGCCAAGUAGCCUGAGUGAGCUUGUUGCUGAAUGUUUCUUUGAGAUGAAAAUGCAUGGCAACUGAACAAUAAGCAGGUUUGUAUUGUUAGACGGUCACUGUUCUAAACUGGCUUGUUUUUGUACAGCUUCAGUUCUGUAAAAAAUAAACUAUUUAUUGCAAUAAUUGUUUUGGUAAUUGAAAUAAUACAAGACUUGUUUUAACAUGGUGAAAUGUUUGUCUAAAAAACUAAGGCUGCUUUUUUUUUUUUUUUUUUUUACAUGUACCCUGAUUUAUUUCAUUAUUUCUGUAUUUUGGUUUUAAUGAAAGCCAACUUUGGAAAUAAAGUUGUGCAGACUUUUCUCUUUUUGUCUAAUAUUAUCUGAAGCUUGGAUCCUUUUUGUUCCUCUGCUACUGAAUACUGAAUACCACCUCUUGUAAAACAUUUAUUUACCAGCAGAUGGGAGUGAUGUCAUUGUAAACAGUCAGUGCAUUGUAGGUAUGACAUGAAUUUAAUGUUAUGCAUUUCAAUAAUCAAUCCAUGAAAGUGAAUUCAAAACAUUUUAUACAUACU